This is a messenger RNA of Cryptomeria japonica (Japanese cedar), 1053 nucleotides long. RefSeq names its product small ribosomal subunit protein bS20c. Lineage: Eukaryota; Viridiplantae; Streptophyta; Pinopsida; Cupressales; Cupressaceae. The transcript has 3 exons. Gene Ontology annotation, biological process: translation. Gene Ontology annotation, molecular function: structural constituent of ribosome; small ribosomal subunit rRNA binding. The record is from RefSeq and is a predicted model, not a curated record. The coding region runs from base 193 to 723 and encodes 176 amino acids. Gene Ontology annotation, cellular component: ribosome; small ribosomal subunit.
AAGAAACAAAUACAAGAAAAUAUUACAAUGUAGCAUGAGAAGAUGAAACAGAAGACAUGACACUAACCAAAAUCAGACUUUCCUAAUCUCCUCUCCCAAAACUUUACUGCAGCCCCGCUGAUUUCAUUUUACAAGUACACAGAGCUAUUUUUUUGAAUACAGAGAAAAUUAGAUCCCACGGAUUUCCCUAAAAUGGCCCUGCGUUUUUUCUUUCGCCGGGGCCUGUCUGCUGCAAUAUGUUAUGGACACAGGCUUUCUCCGACCAGUUCUAAUGCAACUAACAACUUUCAUUUAUUCGAAUUUUCCUACUUGUACAGGGAAAGUGCGUUGGUUCCACCUUUCUUCAGGCCCCUUUCGACGACCUCCAUAAGGGCGGAAGCUGCUGGAAGCAAGAAAGGUGGCUCUGCUGAAAAAAGAGCUCGCCAAGCAGAGAAGAGGCGCAUUCGCAACAAAUCACGCAAGACGCUGAUAAAGACCCGCAUGAAAAAAGUUUUUAAAUCUAUAGACGAAGUGAAAGUAUCUUCUUCACCUAGUAUGGAGGAUUUCAAAGCAAUUAAUAAACUGAUAUCAGAAGCACAGUCAGCUAUUGACAAAGCUGUAAAAGGUGGUACCUUGCACAAAAAUACAGCAGCACGCAGAAAGUCUCGGCUUUUCAGAAGAAAGAAAGCAGUACAGAUACAACUUGGCAUGAAAAAACCAGCAACAGAUAAAAAACAAGUGUAAAGCUUAGCACAGAAUGUGAACAAACACUUAAGACGGACGAGUUGCUCUUUUUGAUGACAAUGGUUUUAUGUUUGUACGUGGCUUUACUUCCAUUAUAUGGUGCCACCCAUAGUUUCCUACUCAUGGUCUUGUGGUGUAGUACCUGUUGGGUUACAGGUAAUUUGUUAUCAUUUUACUCAAUUGUCUUAUAUCUCUCUCCCUCGCUUCCUUUUCCAGGACAUUUUAAAAUGGUUGAUUAUCUAAGCUGAUUGUUAUUUUGCACCUUCUUGAGAUGUUACUGGUAUCAUGGAUGGUUUCGUAUAUUUAUGGAAUGUUUAUUGACAUUAUGAA